This is a messenger RNA of Penicillium digitatum Pd1, 1548 nucleotides long. NCBI's taxonomy places the organism in Eukaryota, Fungi, Ascomycota, Eurotiomycetes, Eurotiales, Aspergillaceae. The record is from RefSeq and is a predicted model, not a curated record.
AUGCCGUCCAACAAAGCAGAACACAAGCGCAAGCGCUCAGCGGACAAUGACCGUCCUAAUAAAAAGCCUGCACUGCACCAGCUGCCCCCGCUGGCCGCCAGCGUUAUUGAAGAUAAGAGCGAGUUGGCACCAGUAAUUGCCGACACUCCCGGUAUCCAAAGUUCGAAAUCCCUCCGCUGGAACCCAUAUAUCAAAAGCCGCGCCAAUGUUUCCAAGUCUGCGGCAUCGACUCGGAAUCCGGGCAUUGUCUCUUCAGAGAUGCUGCUGCAGUCCUCAGACCACGCCAAGUUGGAUUUCGUCGGUCGUGAAGGCACGGGAGAUGAUACUGACUCCCAAGUGAAGCACUAUGUCGCAGUUAUUGACCCGGAGCGCAAGACAUGGAAGGUCGUGGAGGUGCGACGAGCGACACUGCGAGGAGCAGUUAGAAGCCGCAAGCCCGAGGAAGACUCAGACGAAGAAAUGGUAUCUUCUCCCACCUGCAGUUCCAUACACCAGCAUCCAACUAACAAACAGCACCAGAACAACAUGCGCGCCCAACGUACCGCCCUAACCAACACCUUCGGAACCAAACAAUCCCGCAAGGCCGUGCAAUCCAUGGCCGAGAACGCCCAGCUCUCCAACGCCCCCGCCGGCGCCGUUCCCCAAGCCGGUGCAGCCCUCAUCUCCUCGCUGCCUGCAAACACAGCCUCCGGUCUCGCCAAGGCUCUCGCCAUGCAAGCCGAAGUGCAAGCCGCGAAGCCCCUCCCAACCCCGAACCUCGCCGUCUCGCACCCCUCCGACGUUUACACAAUUGAAACCCUCGUCCCAGGCAGUCACUCAACCCUCAGCCAAUUAAACGGCGUGGACGAGUGGAAAUCUCAAGUGGAAGCCGGUCUCGGCGUGACAACCGUCUCGCGCUACGUCUCGAACCGCGUCGCCGCAGUCGUCAACUCAGACAACACCACCCACCUCCAAGUCCUCCGCUUCAUCCAGCUGCUCAUCGAAUUCGGACGCUGCCUCAAAAAUGCAGGCGCAAACGCCAAGGGCGGCGGCCCAGGCAGCAAGCGUCUCCCGCCCCGCGAUGACCUCCGCCGCAUCCUAUCGAACACUACAGGCUCCGCCGUUGUGAAGCCCAAGCCCGGCGCUGCUGCCGAGACUGCCUCCGAUCUGCUUCCGGAGUCUGUUGUCGAUGCCGUGCGUCGUCGCUUCGCACCCAGUGGCGGCUACGUCUCCAAGAACGACUUCACCCUCCUGCAAACUACCAUCUGUGCGCUCUCGCUACACAUUCCGCCCCAGCCGGCUCGCGAUGGUGGAUCCAGCUCGCUUGGUGGCAAUGCGCCCAACGAGCUUGCGACGGAUCCUUCCGAUCUGCGUGAUGAUCUACGUCUUGACCCGAAUACCAUUCACCAGUACUUCCGUGAGCUUGGUUGUCGGAUUGAUAAGCCUCGUGAGACGGAGUUCGCGAAGUGGAAUAUCAAGGGUGGGCGUGCAGAGGCGCAUGCCCGUCGUGUUGCUCGCUUGCGUGUGCCCGUUGAGUUCCCGAAGGUUAGCCGUGGUGGUCGGAAGUAG